AUGUGGGAAAACCCGACUACACUAUGCGCCAUUAGCCAAAAAAUUGAUGGCAGUGGACGCAACUCACAUAAUGAUCGGCGGUUCUGCCUUGUGCGCACCCUUGAAUCUCGCUGCCCAAAAAAAGUGGCAAAAGUUGUGGCCUGUAAGUUUGAUCGUAACUUUGCAACGAGUCGCCCAUCUGGUGAGGAAAAGCAGAGCUGCAGCAUCCCAGUCGUGAAGAUCUUGUUGAGUGAAUUGAUGAACGCGGUUAUGUCAACGCGUUGA
Messenger RNA from Penicillium angulare, 264 nucleotides. RefSeq lists its product as uncharacterized. The coding region runs from base 1 to 264 and encodes 87 amino acids. Lineage: Eukaryota; Fungi; Ascomycota; Eurotiomycetes; Eurotiales; Aspergillaceae. The transcript has a single exon. The record is from RefSeq and is a predicted model, not a curated record.